Molecule: messenger RNA, 1183 nt
Organism: Sitodiplosis mosellana (orange wheat blossom midge)
Lineage: Eukaryota; Metazoa; Arthropoda; Insecta; Diptera; Cecidomyiidae
Gene: Mat1
Product: CDK-activating kinase assembly factor MAT1
Exons: 4
Coding region: 1-1041 (346 amino acids)
Biological process (GO): regulation of transcription by RNA polymerase II; positive regulation of cyclin-dependent protein serine/threonine kinase activity; nucleotide-excision repair
Cellular component (GO): transcription factor TFIIH holo complex
Molecular function (GO): cyclin-dependent protein serine/threonine kinase activator activity
Source: RefSeq, a predicted model, not a curated record
AUGUCAACACAAAACGCCGCGAAUCACAAUUCAAUCAAUCGUUUCGUUGUUUAUUGUUUAAGUUUAAUAAAAAAAAUAUACAUAGAAUAUCAUUAUAGAAAAAUGGAUGAUCAAGUGUGCCCAAAAUGUAAAACCUCCAAAUAUCGAAACCCAUCGCUAAAAUUGAUGGUUAACGUUUGCGGUCACUCAUUAUGCGAAAGUUGCGUUGAAUUACUCUUUGUUAAAGGUUCUGGAUCAUGCCCCGAAUGCGAUGUUCCGUUGCGUCGAAAUAAUUUCCGUGUUCAGAUGUUUGAAAAUCCCAUGGUCGAAAAAGAAGUGGACAUUCGACGACGUAUUCUGAGGGACUACAACAAAAAAGAAGAAGAUUUUGCAACGACUCGCGAGUACGAUGAUUACUUGGAAGAAAUCGAAACGAUUAUUUACAAUUUAUGCAACAACAUCGAUAUCAUCAACACAAACAAGCGCAUCGAACAGUACAAGCGGGAAAAUCGUGAAGUAAUCAAUAAGAAUAAAACGCGUUUGGGCCGUGAAGAAUAUGAAUUAGAAUUGGAAUUGGAACGUGAAAAAGAGGAAGAUGAUCAGCGACGCAUCGAACGGGAAACCAUUGAAAAUGAAGCCAAAAAGAAGAAAUUGAAAGAAAAAGAGGCGCUAAUCGAUGAAUUGAUGUUCAGUUACGAGGAUGCGUCCAGCAUUGUCAAAGGUUAUGCGGAAAAUGUGGAAAAAUUACGCGAAGAAGAAAAGACGUUACCGGUUAUUAAGAAACAAAGCGAAUUCUCGACCGGUGUGAAAUUCGGUCAACAAUCACAUUUCUUACCUGUACCAAAAAUCGAAGAAGGUCCCCUAUUUUCGUAUGAACAGCCAGUCAUGGUCGUUGACGGUCCAAUUGCGCCCGAUAUGAUUGAGAUUGAAUGCAAAGGAUACACACGCCAUGUCAGAGCCGAAGCGCCUCCCGAACGUGCUGGUGGCUUCAAAUGCGCUUUGGCAUGUCAACGCGCACUUCAAGAAGCAAUGCAAGGCCUAUUCCAUUCGAGUAACUCAUAAGAAUACACAAACGUUUGCAACGAUACUAAGCAGCUGACUCGACUGUUUGUUUGUUUUUCUGUUAUGAAAUAAGAGAAUUUUGUGAUAAUACGAAAAAGGUUAAAAUUACCCAAUUUAAACGAUUAAAACAAUGCCAACUCUA